AUGGAUCGAGACUUCCACCAACUUGUUUGUGAGUUUGAUGGUACAAGAGAUAAUAGUGAGUGGGCGAGAUUCAAGAAGGAUGGGUUUCCUCUUUAUCCCGACUUGUGCAUUCUAUUUGGUGAUACAUAUGCUACUGGGGAGCAAGCAAUAGGAAGUAGCCACAAUUUGACACUGUUGGAUGAUGAGGACAAUUGUGAAGAUGAUGGUAAUGAUGUUCUGGAGGGUUUUGAUGAUCAUCAUCUUGAUGAGGAAGGCUCCACACCUGGCAAUCCUAGUACUCCAAUUCAUGAUAAGCACAACUUGGAUAGGACUCCGAAUACCAAGAGAAGAAGAAAGAGUGGCCAGUACAAUUUAACCACCACUUGCAAAGCCAUUGAAGGUACAAUGGAAGAGGAAUCAAGUGUUUUGUCUAGUGGACAGUUAGCUCCAAUUGGAGCAUGCUUGAAUGAGUUUCAUAUUAAGAUAAUACGUGCAUGGAUCUAUGCUCAGAUGCUGGACAAGUGCUUGCACAUGAAAGAACCAUGUAGGGACGGUAAACAAUCGGGAGCCGAAUGGGUAAGCGAAAUUAUUCAUGGACACUCGGAUAGAAUAUACGAGGCAUUUAGGUUGGAAAGACAUGUUUUUUUGAAUCUAUGUGAUUUAAUGAUAGAAAAGGGUCGGUUGAAAGAUAGUCGGUAUAUUAAGGUAGAUGAACAACUCGGUAUCUUCUUGUUGAUGGUUGGUCAUAAGAGCUCUAUGAGAACUUUAUGCGAGAGAUUCCAACAUUCCCCGAAAACAGUUAGCAAGUAUUUUACUGUAGUGUUGAAAGCAAUGAUAAAACUUUCAAAUGAAGUCAUCAAGGCACCUUCUUUUGAGGUUGUCCCGGAGGAGAUUAUGAUGGAUCCUAACCACUCGCGCUACUUUAAGGAUCAGCCAAUGAUUGCCGAGUGCUCUCGGCCGUACUCGAGGAUCCCGAACAGAAUUUUCCUCGACCACCACCAGGAAAAUACUACGUGGUAGAUUCCGGUUAUGCAGCACUUCCGGGAUUUUUAACCCCAUUUAAAGGUGAACGAUAUCAUUUGAAUGAUUAUAGAGGUAGAGGGAGACGGGCUACAACAGCAAGAGAAAUCUUCAACCAUAAGCACUCUUCACUGCGGAACGUAAUUGAGAGAGCAUUUGGAGCACUCAAGAAACGAUUCUUUAUAUUGCAACACAUGCCUUCCUUUCCAAUUCGAAAGCAAGCCUUCAUUGUGAUUGCAUGUUGUGCUCUUCAUAAUUAUAUUCGCGACCAAGAUAGGAUGGAUAGAAACUUUUCCGAGUAUGGCGAUCCUAACUACGUAUAUGGGUCUACGUAAGAAGAGGUUGUUGAUGAUAUAUCGGAUGUGCG
This is a messenger RNA of Rhodamnia argentea, 1366 nucleotides long. RefSeq lists its product as uncharacterized. The record is from RefSeq and is a predicted model, not a curated record. NCBI's taxonomy places the organism in Eukaryota, Viridiplantae, Streptophyta, Magnoliopsida, Myrtales, Myrtaceae. Bases 1 to 999 code for a protein of 332 amino acids. The transcript is spliced from 5 exons.